Amoebophrya sp. A120 is the source of this 3194-nucleotide messenger RNA. The record is from the annotation of a GenBank genome assembly. NCBI's taxonomy places the organism in Eukaryota, Dinophyceae, Syndiniales, Amoebophryaceae.
AGAGCAGAUGCAGAUACACCAGUAAAUACAACUGAUACCCGAGCAGCACAUUCUCGCGCAUAGAUACUUAAACGUACAUACUCACACUCUUUUCCUGCUUACACUCACAAAAAGAUGUUGUCGGGCCCGAUUUUUUUCAAAAAGUAUCUGUCUGCAAAAAGAUGGUGGAGUCGCCAACUCCAUCGGCAGAUUCGAAGAGCACUACUGGGCGGGUCUUCGCAUCAUGGUUCACCCUCGCUGUGCGCUGACGCCGGCGGUAGCGCCUCACAGGUAAUGGCAUCUCACGAACGCCAGGUGCGGAUGUAUCACAGCCUCGCGGACGAGAAUCCAGCAGAUUGCCUCGCGGGUUUGAGAUCACAUACAGUGCCAGCCUCAGCGCUCUCUAGAGGGUUGACCGGCGUAGGAACCGUUGCAGGCAGGAGCACAGCGUCCUCCUCCAGGUCAACAUCAUCAUCAUCAUCAUCAUCAUGCCCGAGUGACGUCGUUCAUAAAACCGGGAAGACGAUGAGUCGUCAAAAUCCACCAGCACGACAAGACCACGACCGCUACGAAAAUCCCGAUCCGCAAGAAGCCGGGAUCACGGGCACGGCCUUGACGAUUGGAGUCGUGUCCGCGUUGUGUUACGCGGUCGCGUCCGUGGUGUCCUUUUCAUCAUCUUCGUCCUCCUCGAAGAGUGCAAAAAGGUCAAGUUCCGCAGGGGACGAUCGCAGCGCCAGAGGCGGAAAAAAUACCGAAGUUCCCGCAGACAGCACGUCGCCCAGAAUAUCGCCACUGCCGCUUGCCAAUCCGGAGGACGACCCUGAGAACUACGACUUCGUUGCCAAAGGCAGCAUGCAUUUUGUCUACCGCCUGAAGCAGGAUAUUAAAGGUCGUGACGCAACCUCCUCCAACACCGUGCUUCGCGUCCGGAAGAACAGUCAGCAACAAGCGUUUUACGACGAGGAAUUUCGACGGAGGGUUGUCAGAUCGCUCUUCCCCGAUUGCAACGUGCAGGUGCCGGAGAUUGUAUUAGCUUCGCCCGAGUUUCUGACCAGACUGGUCGAGCGAACGAGGGCGGCAGACAGUGCUACCUUCUCAGUAGAAGAUGGAACUACAGCCAAGUCUUCUACAAACUCGGGCAGCUUGGCGUCAUCUUCUUCAUCCAAGAACGGAGAUGAUCUCAUCCCGGUUUCUAAGCUCCGCGACGCAACCAGAACGUCCGCGUUAAGGAACACAAAAUCUACUUCCGUGCUCACGAUCGAGAUCAAGCCCAAGUGCGGGUUGCAGGAGAUCGAGACGCUGCCGACGCGGUUCGAGAUGCUGCAGUACCAGAAACUGCGGAACGGGGAAAUCAGCCGAAUCACGAGAUAUAAUCCCGUCCAGAUGUUCAAACCCAGGACGGCGGCCCGGGCGUUGCAAAACCUUUUCGACGAACCCCAGAAUUUUCUGAAGGUGUUUCUCGACGGAAAAUUGCUGUUCGGGGAGGAGCUGUUGCGAGGUAGUCCGACCGACAAUACCGAAUUAGAUUCGAAUCUUCACGACAAUCUGAUCGUGGAUUUAGCCCGGGAAGCGGGGAAGGCUUUGAAAAUAUCGGGUGCGGGUGAAGGAUCUACUGCUAGCGGACUUCCAUCCGCGAAAUCAGAGUUCCUUCUUGACCUCGUCCAGCAGGUCGUACAAGCGGACCCCGCUUGGCAACGCAUCCUCCACGUGCAGGCGUUCGCGGCCGGGCGAACCGCCGAAUACGCCAACGAAUUGCUCUAUGGAUGUGUUAGGAUCGAAAUCGUCAAAGUUGAAAUAGUUUGCCAUGCAUAAAAAUGCAACGCAAAGAUUGUCUCUAUUGCAGAGGACGCAAGGGAGACAGAUUGUAAGCCUUUUGAGAGGUAGAAAAAGAGCUGCUAAAGUAGCAUGACAAAAGGAAAAGGCGCCGCCCUUACCCAAACAGCAUGACAAACUGGAUUUAGGUUCUAAGUUGUGCCCAAGUUUGUCAUGCGCCACUUAGAAACUGGGCUUUCAACUGGCAUCCAUUUCAUGCAUGGCAAAUUAUUUCGACUUUGUCGAUUUCGAACCUGACAGAUCCAUAUACUCGAGCACUUGCAGCGGACGAAGACAAGCACGAGGAACAUGAUUCUUUCUGUCGACGACUACGCGGCUGCUUUACAAGCGUCCUAUCCUGAGUAAAAACGUACCCACGCCAGAGUUGUAAUGCAGAUUUGCAAAGACAGGAAGACUUGUAAUGCGCAUCCCCUGGAGAGCCAUUUCCAGUCGUGUUUUGGAAUUUGUGAUGCUUUGAACAGGAUGAGCAGCUGGAUUUGUGAUGCGGCUGCACUUGCUAACCUGCGCUACACUUUAGAGUGCAACUUGUCAUGCGUGACUCACAAAACUCCUAGGUUUGUGUUGCAAAAUCCCCAUCCUGACUCUGGUGUGGGUACGUUUUUACUCAGGAUGCGUCCAAAUUUCGUCCCUUUCUGCCCGACGAGAGCGGGAUGCGGCUCAGCGAGCGCGAGGGGCGAAAACUCGUGGAGCAGACGAAGAGGAGCGAAUUUUUACCGGGGGAAAGGCAGUUUUCGCAGGCCUCGCAAACGGAUUUGGAGAAACAGAUCGUGGCGUACAUUUGCAGGUAUAAUAUGACUGUUGGUGUUGCUUCUUGUUGUAAAUGGUACUGAAUUUUUCAUUUAGCAUGACUUUCGUAUAAAACUGCAACGGGUCGCUGUGAACAUACAAAGCGGCAUGAAGAUGAUGCUAUUCCAAUUUUCUCCUCGCCCAUACCAGGUUCCUGCUCGGCCGCAUGGCCAUGGAUUUGAGCGUGAUGAUGAAUUUCGUACACGCCGACGUGGAAAAUCUGGAGCCUCUGCGCAAAGCGGGUUUCCGCCCGUUGCGCGGACAGAUCUGGUACCGGCUGACUCUGGUCGAUACGGAUUCUAAGCCGUUGGACCGGUUACCAACGUAUUCCAGGCAGCUGGCGGAGUACGAGAGACUCUGGAAAGGGAUGCCGGGUGGCGGAUAGGAGUGAGAAAGUGGAUUGCUGUGGCGCUGGUCUACUUGAUGCUGCGAGGAGGAGCUGACAAGUUCAAUGAAGCGCAUUUUUUGCGAUGGUGAGAGUGAUCAAGAAAACACCUACUUCAAGUGAACAGUACUUCGAAUCCGCAUGCUAGCGCAACAAGCCACUUUUUUGUUGGAUGUGAUGUCCCCAUGCAAAUCACGAGUCUUGAAGUUUC